GCAACUCGCCCACCACCACCCUCCCAUUCCCCAUCUCCCACACACCCCCAACAACAAUGUCCACCCGCGUGCAGCACAACCUCCCCACGCUCCUCCCGCCUGCAAUGUCGCGCUCGUCGUCGUCGUCAACCAUCACCCUCAUCCCCUCCACUCCCCCAGCCCACAAGGACGCCUUCUUCGACUCGCCCCUCGUCGUCACUACCCCCUCGCUGCCCGACUACCCCGUCUUUACUGAAAAAUGCCGCGACCUCUCCGCACUCAAGAUCACAAAGCCCAUCAAGGCCGUCUUCAAGGACGCCCUCGCGGGCCUCGACCGUCCCCUGCGCAUCGUCGGCCUCCUCGCCACCUCGGACUCGGGCUGCCACAUGUACGCCGACAUGACGGCCCGCGCGUGCAAGCAGGCCGAGGUCGUGUUUGACAAGGUCGACCUCUCGGCUGCCGAGGACGACUAUGACGACAGCGCGUCGUUCGCGGCUGUCAGAGCAAAGAUUGUCGAGAUCAACGACGACUUGACGGUCGACGGUCUCAUCGUCUACUUCCCGCUCUUUGACGCCGUACGCGACGCCGAGCUGCGUGCGCUCAUCGCACCUCGUGUCGACGUCGAGGGUGUCCACCCCGAGUCGCUUGAGCGCUCCUACGACCACCCCCCGUCCACCGUCGAGGAGCUCACGGCCAACCCCGCCGCGGCCACCGUCUACCCAUGCACCGCGCUCGCCGUCGUCCGCGCGCUCCAGUCCAACGAGGUUGGCAUCUACAACUCGUACGCGUCGGUCGGAGACCGAUUCCGCGGCAAGACGGUCACGGUAGUUAACCGAUCCGAAACUGUUGGCCGUCCACUCGCAGGCAUGCUCGCCAACGACGGCGCCCGCGUGUAUUCUGUCGACAUUGACUCGACGCAUGUGUACGAGCGCAACGGUGGAGACAGACAUUCCGUGUCUGUCCACCCCGAGGUCAAGCCCUCGCUCGCGUCUCUGCUGGCAGAGAGCGACAUUGUCGUGACGGCCGUGCCUGGGUCUUCAUUCAAGGUGCCCACCAUCGCGCUCCGCCCCGGCGCCAUCUGCAUCGACCUGUCCGAGCUCGGCAACUUUGAGGCCGAUGUGCGCGACCGCGCCGGCAUGUACGCGCCACGACUAGGCUCGGUCACCAUCCUCAUGCUCAAGGUCAACGCCUUUGUGCUGCGAAUGCAGCACCAGUGACUAGACCGGCGUGUUUGACACUUUUGCAUUCGGGGGCGGCAGGCCACCCCGACAACGACAGGACUUGUUGUUCUAUAGACAGAAAGGGCUUGCCCACAUUGCCAGUUGUACUUUCUCACCCACUUCAUCGCAUAUCAUACCCCUAUGGAC
This is a messenger RNA of Vanrija pseudolonga, 1346 nucleotides long. RefSeq names its product Methylenetetrahydrofolate dehydrogenase [NAD(+)]. Gene Ontology annotation, cellular component: cytosol. The coding region runs from base 57 to 1196 and encodes 379 amino acids. The transcript is spliced from 2 exons. The record is from RefSeq and is a predicted model, not a curated record. Gene Ontology annotation, biological process: purine nucleobase biosynthetic process. Gene Ontology annotation, molecular function: methylenetetrahydrofolate dehydrogenase (NADP+) activity; methylenetetrahydrofolate dehydrogenase (NAD+) activity. Lineage: Eukaryota; Fungi; Basidiomycota; Tremellomycetes; Trichosporonales; Trichosporonaceae.